AUGAAUGAAGAAGAAGAAGAGAGCGUUAACUAUGUAACAAAUUUGUGAAACGUAGCAGCCGAGAGAAAGAGAGAAAAGACAUGGGAGAUUCCAAGGUAGAAACAAUUUCCCGAUUAGCUCAAUGGAAAAUCGACAACUUCGGACCUUGUUCUUACAAGAAAUCCGACCCUUUCAAACUCGGUAUUUGGAAUUGGUAUUUGUCAAUAGAGAGAAACAGGUAUCUAUAUAUACAUCUAUUUCCUGAACCUUCAAGACUUUCUAAGGAACAACCUCCAAUUGCUCGCUUCAUUAUUCGUGUUUCCAAUACUGCUUCAUCUUCUUCCUCCUCCCGUAAAUUUUACAUUUCCCCUGUUCAUGAAAGGGUGCUUAGAACAUGUGACGACUUUGUCUGGCCUGUGGAUACUACAUUCCUUGGUCGCUUGAUUAUUGAUGUUGAAUUUCUUGACCUGAAGAUCCAUCCUCUGAAUGGUGGAGAAGCCAGUUCUAUAUGGCCAUCUGAUGGAAAACUGCAAUCUGUUGCAACUCCAAACACUCUCCGAUGCCUCUCUCGCAUGCUUGACGAAGCUAUACACGCUGACCUCACCAUUAUAACAGCAGAUGGUACACUCAAGGCACAUAAAGCAGUCUUGUCCGCAACUUCUCCUGCAUUCCUGGCCUCAUAUCGUGACAGCAGCGAAGAGAAAGAGUCGUCUACAAUCCACAUGGAAGAAAUGUCACAAGAAUCCUGCACAGCCCUUCUAAGUUACAUGUACGGCACAAUAAAACCCGGAGAUUUCUGGAAACACAGGCUUUCAUUGCUCGGAGCAGCCAAUAAAUACGACAUAGGCGAUCUCAAAGAUGCUUGUGAGGAAAGCCUACUCGAAGAUCUUAACUCCGGAAAUGUUCUUGAGAGGCUGAAUGAGGCUUGGUUGUACCAGCUGCAAAAGUUAAAGAAAGGAUGUUUCACAUUCUUAUUUGAUUUCGGUAAGAUAUAUGAUGUUAGAGAAGAAAUAAAUACUUUUUUUCGUCAUGCAGAUAGGGAUCUAAUGCUGGAGAUGUUUCAAGAAGUGCUUACAAUUUGGAAAUAGGUUAUGUCUUUGAACUGUAGAGUCACUCUUGUAUCUUGUAAUAUGAAGGAUCCCUGUUUAUAAUCAUGUUUUUACUUUUUAUA
Messenger RNA from Trifolium pratense (red clover), 1150 nucleotides. RefSeq names its product BTB/POZ domain-containing protein At1g21780-like. The record is from RefSeq and is a predicted model, not a curated record. Lineage: Eukaryota; Viridiplantae; Streptophyta; Magnoliopsida; Fabales; Fabaceae. The transcript is spliced from 4 exons. Bases 81 to 1067 code for a protein of 328 amino acids. Gene Ontology annotation, molecular function: protein binding.